AUGAGCGGGGGGAGGCUGCGGCUGAAGAGGAGAGGAGAGGAGAAGCCCUGCAGGGACGAGAAGAGGCAAGCUUCCGAAGCGACUCCUGCAUGCUGCUCCUUCGCUGCCCGCGAGACCCUCCCGCCCAUCGGGCUGCUGAACGCGGGAAACACAUGCUACGUGAACGUGAUCGUGCAGAUGCUGCGCCAUGUCCGCCCUCUGCGCCGACUUCUUCUCGGCAUGAGCCCCGAGGACAUGAAAUCCUCCGUCCUCCUCGCGCUCCAGCAGCAGCUGCGCGACAUGGAUGAGGCAGCAACGGCGAUGGCGCCGACGCAAGUGCUCGCUUCCCUGCAGACGGAGUACGGAAUUUCUGGCGGCGCUCAGCAAGACGCCCACGAGCUCUUCCUUCACUUUCUGGACGAUCUCCCUCAGAGAACUUGUUUCGGGCUGUGUCAGUCCACUCUACACGCUGCCAAGAAUGCGAGCUGGUGUCCGCCCAACAGGAGGAAGGUCGAAGUGUUAGGAGGAGCCGACAAGUACGCCUGUCCUCGCUGCAACACCAUGGUCGAGGCUGCUCGAUGGACCAGCUUCUCUCCGCCUUACCCGCCAUACCUCAUGAUCCACCUCACCCAGCCGGGUCUCGCCACCAACAUCCAGACAACACUGUCUCACGAGGUCCUGAUCGGCAGCGAGCGACAGGACCCUACGAGGCGCUACGAGCUGCUGGCGGUGAUACUGCGCAGUCACUUAUCAGAAGCCCUGGGCCAUUACACGGUGAUCUGUAGGUCAAGCUCAGGUUGGAAUCACUUUGACGACUCCAACGUCAGCGCACUGUGCGGCCUGCACGUCCAGAAGUUCCUUCAGCCCAUGGAGCGAUCGAGGGAUUCCUUCACUGCCUACAUGCUCCUCUAUGGAGCCUUGGACGGAAAGGAAGGAGAGCAGCUAACACCAUAG
Messenger RNA from Guillardia theta CCMP2712, 933 nucleotides. RefSeq lists its product as hypothetical. Gene Ontology annotation, cellular component: cytosol; nucleus. The transcript is spliced from 8 exons. The record is from RefSeq and is a predicted model, not a curated record. Gene Ontology annotation, molecular function: cysteine-type deubiquitinase activity; cysteine-type endopeptidase activity. Bases 1 to 933 code for a protein of 310 amino acids. Lineage: Eukaryota; Cryptophyceae; Pyrenomonadales; Geminigeraceae. Gene Ontology annotation, biological process: protein deubiquitination.